CAAUCUUCAAUCUCAAAUCCCAAUCCACACAUUGCGUUAGGGUUUCAACUUUCUCACACUUCAAUUUCUCUCUUCAUCGAUGCAACACAAUUCCUUCACAAUUUCACUCUAAAGCUGUUUUUCUCAUCGGAAUUCAACCUCAACUUAAACGAUGUUGCAGUUUCAGCCACAAGGAACUUCUAAACAAACUUGUACUCUUCUUGCUGUUACCUCUGAAACACGUUCUGUUGAACAAAAGCAGUUACAGAAUCAGCACAAGUAUCCUAUCCCUGAGUUGGUUUCUUCGGGGCGUCUCGAGGUUCAAACUCUUUGCAAUCCGGAAAAGGAACAGUUUCGUAAAGUUCUUGAAUCGUGUAAGCCAAAUUUUGUUUACUUUCAAGGGGAGCAGUUACUGGAUGAGGAAGUUGGUUCCCUGGUUUGGAAAGGUGUGGAAUUAUCCAACCCUGAAGAGAUAUCAGAGCUCUUCGAUACCACAUUACCGACGGCUGUAUAUUUAGAAAUCCCAAAUGGAGAAAGUUUUGCAGAGGCCCUUCAUCUUAAGGGAAUCCCAUAUGUUGUAUUUUGGAAAAAUGCCUUUUCUCAAUAUGCUGCCUGCCAUUUCCAUCAAGCAUUAUUUUCAGUGGUGCAGAGUUCAUCUACACACACAUGGGAUGCUUUCCACCUUGCACGUGCCUCUUUCCAACCUUACUGUGUUCAAAAUAAUCAAGUACUUCUACCUUCAAUUUCAAGCUUGGACGAGGGCAAGUUAUUAAAGGAUGGGGUGGGCGUAUGAAAACCAUGAAAAAAAGGUGAAAAGGCCCUUUUCACCAUUCCACCCGAGUUAGCUUGUGAUAAAUCUGGUUAUCCUCCUAAUGCCAUCCGAGUUAGCUUGUGCAGGGUUGACGAAAGUUACAAUUUCAAAAGAGUAAUUGAUUAUUCACUCAUGAAAAAUUAAAUGUUUAUCUUUAAGCCCUCCAAUAUCAAUAUAUCUAAGGUCCCGUAAAUACAUAUCCGGUAAUUAUCUACCGGCCGUUUUUUUUUUUUUUUAAUGUACAUCUAGUAGAUAAUUAUUAGAUAUGUAUUUAGGUGGUCUCUCCUUCAAAAAGAAUGUAUUUAGGGGGUUUUAAAGAUAUUGAGGCACUUAAAGAGAAACGACUUUAAAAACAAGUAGGUAAAUAAGGGAAAUUUUAUCCUAUAUUCUUACAUACGUACUUUCACCCAACAAAUUCUCAAAAAGUCUAAUUUUGCCCUCUUUGGAUUUAACCUUUUCAAUUCGGUACGAGUUCACCCUACAUGGAAAUUUAUUCAAUAUGAGAUCACCCUCCAACUUUAACAAUUCCAAUUUGUAUUUUUUUGUUUGUUUGAAAACUAGUAUCAAACGGUUCCAAAUUCAAUCAAAUCUUCGGAACACUCCAUGCAUGUUUCCAGAAGCUAUAACGGAAAGCUCUUUAAAUCCUUUUCGAUGGCAUGUGAAUAUUGGAAAAC
Molecule: messenger RNA, 1464 nt
Organism: Medicago truncatula (barrel medic)
Lineage: Eukaryota; Viridiplantae; Streptophyta; Magnoliopsida; Fabales; Fabaceae
Product: AT-rich interactive domain-containing protein 4
Exons: 7
Coding region: 152-772 (206 amino acids)
Source: RefSeq, a predicted model, not a curated record